Cucurbita pepo subsp. pepo (vegetable marrow) is the source of this 669-nucleotide messenger RNA. Its product is annotated as putative glutathione S-transferase. Gene Ontology annotation, biological process: glutathione metabolic process. Lineage: Eukaryota; Viridiplantae; Streptophyta; Magnoliopsida; Cucurbitales; Cucurbitaceae. The record is from RefSeq and is a predicted model, not a curated record. Gene Ontology annotation, cellular component: cytoplasm. Gene Ontology annotation, molecular function: glutathione transferase activity.
AUGGGGGAAGAAUUGCAGGUGUUUGGUAGCCAUGUGAGUCCCUUUAGUCGGCGAGUGGAGUUGGCUCUCCAACUCAAAGCCAUACCAUACCAAUAUAUUGAGGAAGACAUACCCAAAAAGAGCCAUUUGCUUCUCAAAUACAACCCACUUUACAAGAAGGUGCCCGUCCUCGUCCACAAUGGAAUACCCCUUGUAGAGUCUCUUAUCAUCCUCGAAUAUAUCGAUGAAAAUUGGAAAACUAACCCUAUAUUGCCCCAACAUCCUCGUGAAAGAGCUCGAGAAAGGUUUCUCGCCAAGUAUAUCGAUGACAAGGUGUUUCGUUCGUGGAUCAAAGCCGCUAGAAGCGGAAGAGAAGGGAGAGAGAAGGCUGUAGAGGAAGCAUGCAAAGCAUUGGAACCACUUGAAAAUGAGCUUAAAAGCAACAAGUUCUUCGGAGGAGACAGCAUUGGGUUGGUGGACAUCGUUGGCAUCUUCGUAGGCUACUGGAUUCCUGUCAUGCAACAGGCUCUCGGGUUUCAGAUUCUGACCACCCACAGGUUUCCAAAGCUAACCAAAUGGAGCCAAGAGCUUUUGAAGCAUAGCGUUGUGAACCAGGCUCUGCCUCCAAAACAUGAUCUUUCUUCUUAUAUUCAAGCUCGUUAUCCACACAACCUCGGCUCUAAGCUGUGA